Solea solea (common sole) is the source of this 2835-nucleotide messenger RNA. Its product is annotated as E3 ubiquitin-protein ligase TRIM11-like. Gene Ontology annotation, molecular function: zinc ion binding; ubiquitin-protein transferase activity; protein binding. The transcript is spliced from 2 exons. NCBI's taxonomy places the organism in Eukaryota, Metazoa, Chordata, Actinopteri, Pleuronectiformes, Soleidae. Gene Ontology annotation, biological process: protein ubiquitination. The record is from RefSeq and is a predicted model, not a curated record. Bases 795 to 2453 code for a protein of 552 amino acids.
CUGUAAAGCAUCUGCUUCAAGGCUCAAUGUGUUGUGCAUUAUGCUCUUCUGCAUACCUUCGCCUGAAACGAGUUGAGCUCAUGCCUCGCCUGGCUUUCUAUUACCUCAAACCAGUCUUGGCAUUCUCCUUUGACAUCGACUCGGCCUUUUCUCCCAGAGAACUGCUGCUCACUACAUAUUUUCUGGUUUUCGGGAUGGAGAUGAACGCGUGAGAAAAUCCUAGUACAUCACCAGGUUCUCAAAUACUCAGACCAGCCCGUCUUCUGGUCUUCACUUCUUUCACCAUACCACUUUCGGCAAAUCGUCUUGACCAUGUCUACAUUGCUGGAAUCGAAUUGAUAUUUAUUUAUAGUUGCAUAAACAAACCGUUGAAUCAUUGUUCCUAAUAAAGGGGCCAGUGUGUGUAGAUAUUUUAGUUGACUAUCUACAGUAGUCUGUAAUUAUUUGAAACCCUGCUGUUACAAUAUGUGUUACAAUAGUAUUGAGUACACCUGACGCUUUUAAAGUACUUUUCAAGUGUUUUGUGUUUACUGUUCAAUUGAUGCUGAUGAACUCGUGGCAUGCAAACAAAAACACAGAGGACAUGCAUGUGGUUGGUUCAGUCACAGAGAUCUGGGAAUGUUAUUGGGGAGGACCAGUGAAGCUAUGUUUAGCAUCAUCUCAGUGGUAAGUAGAGAUCACCAACAUGGCAUGUCGUGGCACAAGAAAAAAUAGAACCUGAAGUAGCAGUGACACCAUGUCAAGCCACUCAGACGCUCUUCUCCUCUCCGUGCUACACUCCAUGAAAACAAGUUAUGGCUGCUGCUGCUGCUGGCACUGUGCUGUCAAAGGAGCACUUUCUUUGCCCAAUCUGUCUGGAUUUGUUCAACCAGCCCGUCUCCACUCCUUGUGGACACAACUUCUGCAGGGAGUGCAUACAAGGAUACUGGCAGAGUGCUAAGUUGUCGCAGUGCCCCGUGUGCAAGCAGAAAUUCUCCAAGAGGCCUGAGCUCAAGGUUAACACCUUAAUCUCUGAGGUGGCCUCUCUGUUCAAGGAGUCACUGGAGAAAAGAGAUAAAGGUGAAGAGGAGCAGCGUUCAGGCCAGGAAGGAAACGUUUCAUGUGAUGUGUGUGCUGCGGAAAGAGUCGAGGCUUUUAAAUCCUGUCUCGACUGUUUGGCCUCUUUCUGUGAGACUCAUCUGGAGCCCCAUCAUAUGCUGGGCACUUUCAAAAAGCACCGCUUGAUUAAUCCCACAAUGAACAUGCACGACAGAGUGUGUACGAAGCACGAGAAACUCCUGAAGCUGUUUUGCGACACCGACCAGACAUAUGUGUGCCAGCUCUGCGUCGAGAGAGACCACGAGGCUCAUCGCGCCGUUCCUAUCGAGGAGGAGAGCCGUGGCAAGAGAGCUCAAAUUGGAAAGAUAUGCAAAGAGGUGGAAAAAACGAUCCACCGUCGAUGGCAGAAAAUCUGCAAGAUUGAUGAAAGUGUGAAGCUCAGCAGGGGAAACUCGGAAAGAGAGACUGAGGAGAGUUUGCAGGUUUUCACCAAACUGCUGCACCUUAUCCAGAGAGGCCAAGCUGAGGUGGCGGAGCUGAUCAGUGCAAAGCAGAGACAAGCUGAGAGCAGGGCCGGUGGAAUCAUCACGGAGCUACAGCAGGAGAUUGAUGAGCUGAGGCACACAAGCGCAGAGCUGGAGCAGCUGUCGCGGACUGAAGACGACUUUUACCUUCUCCACCGCUUUCCAGCUUUCUCCACACUGCCAGCUACCAAAGACCGCUCUUGCACUGAUGUAGAAAGUGCUGUGUACGUGGGCAUGGUGAGGAGAGCAGUCAGGAGAGUAGCGACGCAGCUAGAGGAGACUGUACAAAGGGAGGUGAAGAGGCUGUGUGGGAUUGAAUUCCGGAGGGCUCAACAGUGUGCUGUGGAUGUAACGCUGGACCCUGAUACAGCUCAUCCUAAACUGGUGCUCUCUGAAAACAAGAAGCAAGUCUUUCAUGGCGACAUGGCACUCGGCCUUCCUGACAACCCUGAGAGAUUUUACCCAGGUGUAAGUGUCUUGGGAAAGGAGGGUUUCUCCUCUGGCAGAUUCUACUAUGAGGUUCAAGUAAAAGGGAAGACGGAGUGGGAUGUUGGAGUUGGGCUUGAGUCUGUCAACAGAAAAGGGGGCAGCAUGCUGAACCCUGAAAGAGGCUACUGGACUCUGGGGAUGAGAAGUGACAAGACCUACUGGGCGCUCAGCAACACUCCUGUCUGUUUGCCACUGGUGGAGAAGCCGCAGAGAGUUGGGGUGUUUGUGGAUCUGGAGUGGGGCCAGGUUUCCUUUUACAACGCGGACUCUGGUUCCCAUAUUUACUCAUUCACUGGAUACUCGUUCAAGGAAAGACUCUUCCCCUACUUUAACCCGCGGCGUAACCAUGGUGGCAUGAACUCUGCACCUCUGAUCAUCCCACCUGUCAAAGUCUCUGCUUGAAUGCUUUCAUUUCCAUGUUAAAGAUUUAGUGUCAUAUAAUGGUGAGACGGGCAACUUCACUCACCUUGUCCUUUUCUCAGCUACAUCAAGGAACUAUGGUGGCCUUCACCUGUCAGAAAGGAUGCGAACAAUCUCUUUCUCUGGUGUUUCCUCCUUCUUCAUCAUCAGUUUAUACAUUGGGGAGACACAAGAUGGCAGCAUCCAUAUUGCAUGACCCUUGCUUAAAGCACACAGAUGUUGUUGUUUUUUGAAGUGAUUGCAUAUAUUUGCACACUUAGAAAUAGUGUAUUUAUCCAAUUUCUGUCUUAAUAUUACACAUUGGAAGCUGUGAGAUGUCUGUGGCUGUGUUUGAUUGAAUUAAAUUGUGUUUACUCUAAUGAAA